UGGGUGUGGGUAUCUGCUUUUCCUUGGAAGAGAGUUCCCCCAUAAUUAACCCUGCAGCAAACCCAAGCUGCUUGCCUCAGCAUAAAAUCGAUUUGUGUAGGAAAGACCCAAUAUUUUUUUUCCCCCAAAAAAAAGAAAGGAAAAAAGAUGGACCUGCGACCUUUCGAGAGAACUGGUCUCCCUCCAAAAUGCAGAGCAUCUGGAAAGCAAACCGCCAAUCCCUCAUUUUAAACCCACAGAAGAGGGAAAACAUAACUUGGGAGUCUUGAGAGAGAAAAUUGCUACUUUAGGUUAAUAUGGAAAGCUGGGGUCUAGUUUAUCCAAGCUGACUGUUUGGACUUUGCUUAUGGCAAAUGACAGAGAGGAGUACGGUUGGUUUGGAUCAGCUGCUUUUUCUUCUGGAUUGUGCAGUCUUUUUCUGGAUGCUGAAGAUUAAUUCAACUUCUAAAGUCCACCUCUGUCCACUUGGGUUGGGGUUGCAGCACGUAUACAUUUUCUGGAUGUUGGACUCUGUCAUUUGUCAACACUGAUUCUGGAUUGAAUAUUUGUGCUAACAAGUUAUUUUUCUAGAUUUUGGCAGCCCUCCAAAUUACUUUUUUUGUUGUUGGAAAAACACUGCUUUUUCUGGAUUAUAAAGGGUGUGGAAACAACAUCAUGUGGAAUUCCUCAAAAUUUACAAAUGAUUUUGGGGGUUUUCUGAAGAGCCUCAAGUUUCCCAUGCUUUGAAAAAGUUAAAAUUAUGAUGUGCCAUCUCCCCCAUCACCACAUCUCCCCUGUAGUUUGAGGGAGAAAACAUAGGUCUUUCUUAGGCAAUGAGCUUAAAUUAAUGUGCAUCGUGAUUUUUGAAAUUUGAUUUUUGUCAGUAUUAGCAUUUUCAAGCUUCACGUCUCCUGAAGAUUUGGAGCUUUCUGCAAAGCAGACUGGAUUUGUACACAGACGUUUUUAUUAUUAUUAUUUGGGAGGAAAACUGGAUCAAACCUCAGGAUUUAAUGAAGAAUUUAGUGUCCUGGGGCCUGGAGAAAGUCUGCAAAACAUCUGGAAAUUUCAAGACGUGGUAAAUACUGCCUGCAUUCUCAGGAAAAAAACUGACCUGCUGGAUGUGUGUGUGUGCUUUUUUAAUCUAUUUCGGAUAUGGUAUUUUGGAUAAGUAGGAAAGUUUGUUAGCAUCUGUGGAUCUACAGACUCUGCUGGCAAGCCUUUUGGCUUGAAAGGAAUAGCUCAGGCUUUCUGGAUUUCAUGACGAUGCAAAAAUCCCUGGUCGUUCUUCUGAGCGUGCCAGGUUUUUUUUAAACAAGGACCUUUGGAGAGAAGUACAGUAUUGCAAAUGCCUCUGUUUUGGGUUGCAAUUCCACUCUGUGGUUGCAACACAAGCCCAUGUUCCAACUUGUUACUCUUUCGCCUCGCCUGCCUCAUCAAUCCAUGCAGCCUGCACGGCCUGGAAGCAGCCAGGCCUACUCAGAUGGUUUUUCUGGGAAGCUUUUGCUGACCAAGAGAUUUGGGAAGGCUUACAAAAACUUCUGGGGUGUGGGGCAAAGAGAAUUGCAAAUUGAAAGUGGCUGGACUUCUGAGAAACCAGACUCUAGCAAUCAAAAGAGUUCGGUUGGAAAUUACCUUUCCCUCCCACUUUGCGUUGGGAUAGUGUUUUGCAACAAAUUUGCCAACUUCUGUUGUUUUUGUUUUUUUUAAGAAACUCUUGUUUUGAAUCUGUUCUUGCUUCUUCCAUCCCCAAAGCAUUGGAUAUAUAUUUUUCAAGGAUAUAAGAAACCAGUGUUGAAUUUCUCAGGAAUCUCUUCUUCGUUUCGGAACAACCGAGUGCAUGGACAAAUAAUGCACCUAGAGGCAGGGAUAUUGUUUUCAGAAGCCGGGGGAACAGAGGCGUAAUCUUCGUUCACAAUCUCCUGGGUCUGUGGUUGUUCCUUUUCCACUUCUCGGUGUUCCACACCCUGCCUUUUGCGAAGCAACAUGUCUGUAAGUAUGCUCAGCUAGGAAAGAGAGCCAGAUAUUUAGCUAGCCCUGAGAGCAAAGUCUAGAGUUGAAUCAGGAAUCGAGAGCUCUUUUAACCUUGGACAAAAGAUUUGUUUCGGGGUCACUGGGCCACAGCAUGUUCCAGGUGUACAAACAGUGAAGACUAAGGGGAAAAGUACAUAGCUGUAAAAAAACCUCUCCUGGGAACGUUUGCCAAUGGAAAACCAUUUUUAAUUUCCCUCACAAUUCCCUGCAGAUGUUUAAUCUGUGGGGGGGGGUCCCAAAUUCACCUGAGAUUUUGCUUCAGGUGAAAUUGGAUGGCGUUGCUCAGCUCGUUUGGUUGAAGGGGGGUUGUGGCUUUCACUGGGCCUUGGCCCCAGCACCUGUUUGAAUGCUGAAGCUCAGAAUAGCCAAGUGUCGCCAACUAUAUUCAGUAGGUCUUUGCUUAAUAACGUGAUUUAAUACAUUCGGGGGCAGAGGAUCUGGCUGCUUUUGUAGGUUUGAGCCCCCGGGUCUUUCAACUUUCUCAAAUCAAGGCACGUCUCAAUUUAUUUUAUCUUACUUUCUGCAGCUUUACCAAAGAGAGAGAGAGAGAAGGACAGGGAUCCCUCAGCAGGGACUCUCCCCCUAUAGAGAAACACAUGUUAACUUCUUGAACGUUGCCCUCAUUUCAGAGCAGUCAUGCACCCAACUCCCUAAUGAGAUCAUCCCUGGCAAAGCAUUAUCUGUCAGCACCCAAAUUGGCUCUUUCCCUCCCCCCACCCACCCCUUGAUUGCCAGAUACUCUGAAUUUCUCCUCCAAUACUGGAAUAACAAGGAACAUAUCCUAUUAGUGGCCAAGAUCUGCAUUAUAUUUUAAUCUGAUUAUUUUUAUUGUCGUAGGCCACUUUCGGAACUGGUUUGACUGGAAAGCAAGUUAGCAGUAGCGACAGGGAUCUGGCGCCCUAAGGGCUAUUUUAUCUGCCACCGCCACGCCCCCCCCCCGAAACUCUUCCUAAAUUUUAAUCAAGGGAUCAGCAACACAAUAAAAUGCCCCCUUUUUUGCACAUAAUGUAAAGGUCACUGCUAACCCUACACAGAGCUGACCCAUUGAAAUGAAUGGACCUAAGUUAGUCAUAGUGAUUAACUUCAGUGGGUCUUCUUUUGAGCAUUGGAUACAACCCAUUGCUUUUCAAAGCUGUGGGAGUGAGGGAUUUCCAGAUGAGUCAGUCAUUUCAGCAAAAAACAAACCCAAAGUCUCGAAGAUUUCACCGAUUCAAUGUCACAUCUAUCCUUUGGGAUUUGAAUGUUCACAUUUGCAAGUCAUUCGGAGUGUGAAUAUGCACGUUCCGUAGCAUCUCUUACUAAUGUGCUCUGACUGAUAGAUGAGGCAACUUUACUGUGGAGCCUGGCUGCCAAUUUGUGUUGCGAAAUGCAACUGCCAUCUGGAAAAUGGGUAUAUAUAUAUCUCUGAGCAGUGCAGUCGUACCUUGGUAGUCGAACGGAACCCGUUCCGGAAGUCCAUUCAACUUACAAAAUGUUCGAAAAUCAAAGCACGGCGUCUGAUUGGCCGCAGGAACCUCCUGUGGCCAAUUGGAAGCCACACUGGCUGUUUGGCUUCCGAAAAUCAUUUGAAAACCGGAACACUCACUUCCGGGUUUCGAUCGUUCAGGAGCCGAUUUGUUCGGGAGCCGAGGUGUUCAAGACCCAAGGUACGACUGGAUAAAAUCCCCCUCUUAGGAAGGCAUCUGUUGAGCAAUUCCACCCCAGGAAGCGGGUAAUAUUAAAAAGGGAAGGCAGAUGCAUGCAUCCAAAAAAAAAUAAAAAAAAUCAUGAUACAGCCUUCCUUGGACUAUACCACUUCAGAAUAUUGGGGUGGGAGUGGAGUUUGAAUCCUACUCUGCAACUCUCUGCUGUUUAAAGUGGCAGAGCCCCGCUUCCAAAAGGCAGAGAGGGUUGUACCUGUUUUGUGUGUCUGUUUGUGUCUCUUUGUGUCUGCAUGCACUUCCGCUUAGCCGGUAGCCCCGUCCAGGAGUCCCUGCCACAUUUGGACUUUUGCCAGCCUGUGCUGGUGGCCGUGAAUUAUAAGCUACGACUUGGGAGAAACAGAUGGCAGCCUGGGAUUUAGGGGGAUUUGGGUGUCGAAAGCGAGAGUGUUGGAGAGAAUGCUUUGCUCCGCACCAGAUAGGGGUCUCGCCCUGAGCUCAUUUAUCGCUUCCUGGGUUGCAUCUAACUAACUGGGUUACCGGCAUCUGGGCCCGUCGCUAUCCAGGGUUAACGCAACAGUGUGAACAUCUGCAUUUGGAGCAGCUUUGUCUGGGAAACACCCUGGAUCGAGGGACAACCCUUGUGAUAUAUAUAUAUCCCAUGUGGGGAACGGGUGGGUUCUCCAGCUCCUAGCCAAGGAGUAUAGAACCACAAAAUAUAGAAUCACUAUAGAGUUGGAAGGGACCCCGAGGGUCAUCCAGUCCAACCCCCUGCAAUGCAGAAAUCUUUCGCCCAACAUGGGGCUCUGCCGGCACGACAAAGAGCCAGGGAUGAUGGGGGUUGCGGUCUAUAAGGACGCAGACAUUGCACCAUUGCAGAUUGCAAAGGCAGCGCAGCUGGUGUCCUCUUUUGGGGGAACGAUCUGUCUCCAGGCAGGUGAAUCCCGAGUCAUUUUUAGGGUUGUGCGGAGUCUGGAAGUGGGGGUACAGAAUCUUUGUGUCGCUGUUGAUCCGUAGGUGAAGUUUCGAGCGCCUGUCUUGGACACAGGCUUGUACGCUAAGGGUUUGUUUCCUGCUGAGUCUCGCUGUGUCUGAGCAUCACCCCAAAAGGACAGCAUGUGCCCAUCUGGCUGUGUGGUGGCCUGUCCUUACGGCUGCGUGUUACGUCCUUAAAACUACCACCACGCAGGCAAGUCUGGGCGUUCGCCUCUCUUGGGUACGCUCAAGUGCCUGGGGCCAAAUCAAGAACUGACCCACCCUCCCGAAGGCAUCUCUCUGGCGCUGAUCAAACUUUAUGGCGCUUAAGCAAGCCAGGUCUUUUGUUUGAGGCAGCCGACCCCUUUCCACCUUUCUAUUGACAGUGAAGCUGCCUUAUCAAAGGCCUUGGAGCUAAAUGAAACCUCCCUGCGUCAGGGCAGACAGGGACAAACAGUGUGGAAGGGGGUGGGUGAUCUUUGUGCCUUCCUCAUGUGCUUCCUGGUAGCAUCUGAUGGUGGUUGUGAAAUGCAGGGUGUUCCUGAAAGCUGGGGUCCUGGCUGCCAUUGGGACUACAACUCCCAUCAUCCCUAGCUAGCAGGACCAGUGGACAGGGAUGAUGGGAGUUGUAGUCCAACAGCAGCAUGGGACCCAAGUUUGAGAAAAACACUGGCUAGGCAGACCCUCAAGAACCUCUCAGGUUCUCUCUGUGUGUGAGAUUUGCACAUCCCUGGGAGAAGACUGCAGUCUGUACUGGGAUAUCAUUUCAUGUUUUUGUUUCUUUAAAUUUAUACGCUGCUUGAUUGGGAAGGGGUGGACUUCAAAGCGGUUUGCGAAAAGAGCGAAGAGCGGCGAUUCGAAAAAUAAUUAAAACCAACAGCAAGCUAAAAGCAUAUCAAAGCACACGCCGGCAGUCCACAUAUUUGGGUAGGCUCGCCUAGACGGAAAUGUUUUCAGCAGGCACCCAAAAUUGUGCAGCGAAAGCGCCUUCCUGCUGUCAAGAGGCAGGGAGUUCCAAAGUCCAGGCACUGCCACACAAACGGAACAAGGAUUCAAUGCAGAGCAAGUAUUAGGGGACAUCCAGAGCAAGUUGGGCAGAUUGAAGCAGUCAAGUUGGCAUAUGUGGAGUUUUGUGAAGAAGAUACACCUCAGCUAGCAGAGCAGGAGACUCUUCUUAACCUCAGGGUUGUGGGUUCGAGCUCCACAUUGGGCAAAAGAUUCCUACACUGCAGGGGGUGCAUAGCUGUCAACCAUCCCUUAUUUGGCAGGAAAGUCCCUUAUCCCAGCGCCGUGUCCCGCUGCUGUCCCUUAUUGAUGAUGUCCCUUAAAUUUCCCGGGUUUCAAAGGAAGCAGCUCCUCUCCCUCCCUCCCUCCCUGCCAGCCAGGGAGGAGGGAGGCUCCCACUGGGUUGCUUGGCUGCAUUGCUCACCCAAUAAGGAGCCUCAGAACGACUGGGGGGUGGAGCUUGCAUGCCUUGUGCCGAUCAAAUCGGCCGCAUUGCCUGGGGACUCGCCUUUGCUCAGCGCUUCCCAGCGGAGAGGUGACGGUUUUCAAAUCUGUAAGUUGACAGCUAUGAGGGGGUGGGACUAGAUGACCCUCGUGGUCCCUUCCAGCUCUGUGAUUCUGUGAGCUCAUAUAGAGAUGUAGUGACUUCAUCAGCAUUUUGAGGGAUGCCUGACCUGCCCUCUGCUUCCGCCAGGCCCAGCUCUGCCGCGCCCUGUACGACAACGCCGCCGAGUGCCCGGAUGAGCUCUCCUUCCGCAAAGGCGACUUGAUGGUCCUGCUGCAGCCCGAAGCCCCGGGCCUGGAGGGCUGGCACCUCUGCUCCUUGCACGGGCAGCAGGGGAUUGUGCCAGCCAACCGGGUCAGAGUCCUCCCCGAGCCAGGGUCUCCAGGGCCCACCCCUCGCCGGAACCACGUCCCAGCAGACGUCUACCAAGUGCCCAGGAAGGAGGCGGCAGCGGCAGCGGCCGGGACGGCCUACGAAGCGCCCCAAGAUGAGCGGAGGAGGAGGGGGCGCAGGAAGGAGGAGCAGGAGGUGAGGAAUUUGUUUAUUGACUCUCCAGAAUUUCAGAGGGGGAAUCUCUCCUGGGCCCUGCUUGGAGCUGCUGUCAGAAAUCAAACUUGGGACCCUCCGCAAUGCAAAGCAGAUUGAGCUCUAUUUCCUAGAACCCCAAACUACAGCAAACCUUGAGAUUUGAGGCCAAUAUUCCACUAGGUGUAACCCAGGGUGUGGGUGGGUGUGUGCAGCUACUGGUUUCUUAGCUCCACCCCUUCUCUUUUAGCCACGCCCCCUUUAGCGCUGCCACCUCCCCUUGACAUUCUUGUCGUUAUUAAUUAAAAUUGUAUACUUUACCCAUAGAUCUCGGGGUGGUGCACAACACAAAUAUAACAAACACAAAGUACGCAGUGAAAAAUAAGAACAAUGACGAACCAAUAAUUCCCCCGUCCACAACACAUUUAAAAGGCCGUGGAAUAUUAAAUCAGCCAAAGGCCUGGUUGAAGAGGAACGUUUUUGCCUGGUGCCUAAAGGUGUAUAAUGAAGGAGCCAGGCAAGCCUCCCUGGGGAGAUUGUCUCACAAAUGGGGAGCCACCGCAGAAAAGGCCCUGUUCUCAUGUUGCCGCCCUCCGGACCUCUCUGGAGUAAAUUUAUUUAAAGCAGCCUUCCCCCACCAGAUGUUUUGGCCCUCAACAUGGCUGAGGCCAGUGGGAGUUGUUUUCCCUUUUUUUAAAAAAAACGAUAUUUAUUGAUUUUCCAUUUUAUAACAUAUAAAUACAAUCUUUGUUUUUUCACAUAAGUUCAAACACAUUUGAGCUCAUCGACUUCCCCCCUUCCCACCUCAUGGUUUCUUUAUUUCUUUGCUGUAUCGUCACAUUUGUAAUUUCCCCGUUUUUACCUUACAUUAUUCCCUUGUCCUAUUUAAUUUUUCUGUAAAAAGGUAGAAUUUUCAGCCUUAUAAGCCUUUGUAAGUCAUUCCUGCCAGUGUUGUUUUCCAAAACACCUGGAGGGCACCAGGUUGGCGAAGGUUGCUCUUAAGGUAUUCCUCUGGGACUACGGCCAAAUCUCACGGCUUGUACUGGCUGGCUUUUGUUACUGCAAAACAAUCCCAACCAUGAACCUCAGGAUGAAGUCCUGGUUUGAUUUCUCUCUCUUCCUCCUCCACCCCCAGGUUUAUGAGGUGCCACCACCCGCCAGACCCUGCCCUCUGCCCCCCGAGGGGAUCUAUAGGGUGCCUCGCAGCACCAGACGAGACGGGGACCCUGCUGAGGUUAGUGCUUACACUCACCGGGAGAAUUGCACGAUGAAAUCCGAGCGGCUGGCUACAUUAUUGUUGACCGCGAUGGCGUACUGUGUUUAGUUAAUUAACACGUUUUUUAAAAUCACAAUCCCUUCAAGGAGAUCGGAGAUAUGCACACGGUUCAUCCCUCUCUCUUCCGUCCUCUCAACAACCCUGAGAGGUAGGUCGGGAGAAGGCGUGUGACUGGGAGCUUCAUGGAUGAUUUGGCCUCGGUCCUGUAUAUCUGAAGGAGCGUCUCCACCCCCAUUGUUCUACCCGGACACUGAGGUCCAGCGCCAAGGGCCUUCUGGCGGUUCCCUCACUGUGAGGUUACAGGGAACCAGGCAGAGGGCCUUCUCGGUGGUGGCACCUGCCCUGUGGAACGCCCUCCCACCAGAUGUCAAGGAAAUAAACAACUAUUUUACUUUUAAAAGACAACUGAAGGCGGCCCUGUUUAGGGAAGUUUUUAAUGUCUGACGCUGUAUUGUUUUUAAUAUUCGGUUGGAAGCCGCCCAGAGUGGCUGGGGAGACCCAGUCAGAUAGGCGAGGUAUAAAUAAUAAAUUAUUAUUAUUAUUUGAAGCCAGGUCUUCUUGGCUGUCGUCUGACACUUCAAUCACAGCGCCACACUUCCUGUAGGAUUGGCACAGGGACUGCAGAUGGCGGAAGCAGCAUUUUUCAGUUGGAAAAAGGGCUUCAGUUUGCUGGGUGCCUGCAGACCAAAGUUUAAGGACCCCUGUUUCCAACUGGAGGCGGGUUGGGGCAGGGAGCCAUUGCAAAGCACUAACGAUUCCUGUGUUGCCGCGGGUUGGGCUAGAUGACCCUCAGGGGUCCCUUCCAACUCAACGACGCUUUUGUAUGCAAUGUCACAGUAGUAAGGCUCAUAAGAGCCUUCCGCUUUGUCGCACUAGCAGUACACUCGUUCGAAAACUAGCCCACUAAUCCCUCAGCUCCCAGGGCUUUCCCCCCACCCGGAGUCCUGUUUUAACCUUUUCCCAAGGGUGAAGGCCCUGCCUUGUAGCCCAAGCUGUGGGUGGGAAGAUGCAUUUGAUAACCAUGCCAUUUAAGACAACUGGGAUUCGGCUGCCUGCUGUCGAGCAUCCCCCCUCCGUUAGAGAGCUGCCUUUGUGGACAGCUGGACCCGUCUGUUGCUAAAGACAGCUGCGGCCGUGCCGGUCUCCGAGGGUAACUGUAUCUCAGCCCAAAUGCGGAGACUGCUGUCUCCGGACCAAACCAGUGUCCUUUUCAGCCCCUCAGCUGAGGCAGAGGUUGCCCUAGAUGGAUGAAAGCUUGGUGGGGAGUGGCAGGUGGGGUUGGUUAGAGAGGGGGCCAGUGGACCUGAAGGGCUGAAUGUAAGAGAUACACUCUUGAGUUUGGGGGUGCCGAGUGUGUGGGUCUGUGCCAAAGGAUAGGGGGCAGCAUCAUGGGGGAACAGGCCACAGAAAUCUGCCAUGGGGCUCUUUGGGUUUUGGGGGGGGGGGCGUCUCUUCAAGGCGAAUUUGUUUGGGAUCGGGAAGCCGGGAACGGCUACUUAAAAUGGUAGGAAUGUCAGACGCCAUCGUAUACCAAGUUAAACCAUCUAGGUCAGAAGUGUCCCUAUUAGGGGUAGGCAACCUGCAGCCCAUGGGUCAGUCAUGGCCCACCAGGGGUAUCGGUUUGGCCCACAAGGCCAUAUCUUCAAAGCCAUGCCCACUUGUCAAUCAGUUGGCAUCGCUCCAGUGGGCAGGUGACGCUCACUAAGAGGUGGGGUUCAAUUCUGUUUUAGCCGGUUCUUUGCAGGGUUUCCCCCCCUCCCGCCCUACCCAUCUGACCUGUGCCCCUUGGAGGUUUGCCCAUGAUGAGAUAUACCCUCCCCCUACUGUCAAGAGUUUGCCACCCCUGUUGUCAACAAUCCAGAAAUCCCCUCUCUCCCAAAUCUGUUGUUCUCCUCCUUUCUCUCUUGUUUCCUGGAGUUGAUUAACACAGUACAGAAUUCCUGGGAGGCUACUAUUUCAGUCUGAUGUUAGGGGGUUGUAUAUAUCCAAGCACUUCCCCAUAUCUCCAGAUAAGACACCUCCUCCUAUAUACAUAGAAACAUAAGGCUGUUGUCAUGCUAGAGUUUGAAUCCAGAGUGACAGCAGAAAGGCAGGCAAACAAGCAAGGAGCGGGGGAGGGGGCAGGUGGCCCAGGCAAGCUGUUUGGCAAACCCCUCUCUGAAGCGCCACCCCCUCUUUAAAAAGGGUUGUGGGGGGUUGGGCAAGCUGUGUGGGGGUAGGCGAGAGGAGGGGUGAAGUGUAAAGGGAGAAAGGGCAGGCUAGGUGUUUGGGAAACAGGGUUGGCAGGUAAGCGGAGUUGGUAAGCGGAGCAAAAAGGGACAGCAAGUGUGUGUGUGUCCCCACAAGUAGGUGAAGCCUUGAACCUUCUCACAAGCAGGCUAGUUUUCAACAGGUGAGGAGAUUUUGAUGUGAAGAAACACUCAGAGGUGCGACUCCUCAUUCCCUCCGUGAAACAGUGCACUCCAAGCAACGUUAUAAAAAGUGACGGAUAUGAACCCAAAGUUUGGCGUUUCCACCCAGCAGCUUAAACCUCGUUCUCUCUCUCCUUCGUCGUCAUCAUCCCUAUUCUGCUGUGCUCCUCAGGUUUAUGACGUCCCCUCCUCCCUCAUCCGAGACUCUCUGUCCGACACCUACGACUCGCCUUCCCCUUGCCCGAAGAAAGUGGCCCGUGUUGCCCCUCAGCCCUCAGCCCCUCCGCCCUCCGACGACCCCUACGACGUGCCCCUCGCCUUCAAGAAGCCCGCCGGUUCAGAGGAGGACGGAGACGCGGAUGACGGGGGCCCAGAGGGGCCCCUCGUCUACGCCACCCCUUCAAACCUGCGUCGCGCCUCAGCCUUGCUGAACUUGUACGAGUCGCCCGAGGAAGUGUUGGCGGGAGGCGGAGAAGAGGAAGAGGACGGGGGCAUCUACGACGUCCCUCUGCUGGCGCCCGGCUCCCCGCCCCUCGAGGGGGCGCUGCAGGGACUGAGCUUGCGGGAUCCGGGACCCCCUUCGAGACCCCGUUUGCCCUCAGCCGAAAGCCUGUCGCGGCGCCCCCUACCUGCCCUACCCAGCGAGGAACGGCUUUCCGUCGAGCCCCCGCCGCCGUCCCCGAGUAUUGUGCGGAAAGGGAGCAUCCAGGACCGCCCUCUGCCCCCGCCCCCACCCCGGCUGGGGGGUCUUGGGGCAGGAGAGCAGCUGGAGCAAGUCGCAGAUGACGGGCACAACGAAUACGAGGGAAUCCGCCUGGCGGAGGAAUACGACUACGUUCACCUUAAGGUGAGUUCAGCGGUGAACGGCUUGCCGCAAUGUGUGUGGGUCAGCCUUUGACCCCAGGGCCAAGGCAGGGUCAGAAACCCCUUCAUCGUCACUCUGGGUUUGCAUUUGAUCCGACAAGGCUCUCACGCGCAAAAAUUGUUUGUUUUCCUGCACUGAAAUUAAUUGUUUUUGUUGGUUUAAUUGUAUUGCUGUUGUUAUUGUUCUUUCAGUGAAGUUCAAUAAGUGGCGGUGAUUUUCCAGGAUAGUGAUGGGGAAAGCUAAAUCUGCUUAACCGCUGAAUGGCAGGCAGAAAUCCAACAGGUUUUUCCAUCACUGUAUCCUCACUCUGAAAAUCCCAAGGGAUCCUGGGAAAUGGGAUCAGCGUUCUCUAAACAUAGCAUCCUCAUGAAAUGCAAUCCCUUGGGUGUCUUGACGGCUGAACCAGAUUUUAAAACACCUGAGCCACAUUUGCAGUGAAGCUAUGCUCAGUUCUGCUUCCAUCUCCUAAGAACCAUUAAAAUUAUUAUCACCACCACCACGUUUCUGUGGUCUUCACCCAAAAUCUGUGGCAUAAAAGCUUAGCUGUGUAUCAUUUACAUGGUGUUUUUUAAAAAAAAAUUAGAAAGAAAGAUUUGUACAUUGCUUAAUCACAAAGCUCUAAUAAAUAAAACUACCUGUGAAACACAGCUGAAGAGUACGAAACUGUCACCGAAACAAAUAUAUACAAGAUAAGUAUCAAUAAAACAAAUGAAAUUGGUAAAACUCUUAAAACAAAGAGAACUACAUUAUAUGUUUGAGGAGGCAGAUCUUUGAGCAGAGGGUCUCAUUCUGUGUGGAUAGCUAGAUUGUGUAGCAAUUUCGGAGGUCAAAUAAAAGACUUUCCCCCCAAAAGGCAUGGACCAUGGUACAUUCCCGCCAAACACGAGACCGUUAUGUUUCUCAAGGAGACUGGGAAAGGGGUGGGGGGACAGGGUCAAACCAUAAUAAGGCAUGAAGCAGCAGGAACAGGUUGCAAGGACCUGUGAAGGCUACCUGAAUGUACUGGAUAAGUGGCUGGUUUCUGUGUUGUGUUACUGAUGGCAUUUUCUGGAUCUUUUGAUACAAAAUUUGAUCUUCUUUGGAGACCAAGCACCUCAUCACCUUCUAAGCUUUCUGUUCCACUUCCCUUGCACACAUACCUACAAUCCUGCCUCUCUCUUUCUUCCCAGGGAGCAGAUAAAACCCAGCCCAAAGCUACAACUUCUGAAGGAAGCCUCGGACUCGCCCUUUCUGCAGACACAGCCCAGGCUGAAGAAAUGGUACGUCUCGCUUUUUAAAAUGUCUUCAGCUUAGGCUGGGGACGGAUGCCAGCAUCUCCUUAUGGAAUUUGUCCUCCCUGUGAGGCAGGCCUCUUGGUUUUUUGGGGUUUCCCCCCUGCCAAAGGAGAGCCGAGACCGUGAAGAGACUCUGCCAAGGCCAAGGUGGGGUGGGACCUGGGUGGCGCUGCAGUCUAAACCACUGAGCCUCUUGGGCUUGCCGAUCAGAAGGUCGGUGGUUCGAAUCCCCGCAACGGGGUGAGCUCCCAUUGCUCUGUCCCUGCUCCUGCCAACCUAGCAGUUCGAAAGCACGCCAGUGCAAGUAGAUAAAUAGGUACCGCUGAGGCGGGAAGGUAAACGGCAUUUCCGUGCGCUCUGGUUUCCAUCACAGUGUCCCGUUGUGACAAAAGCGAUUUAGUCCUGCUGUCUGCAUGACCUGGAAAGAUGUCUGUGGACAAACGCCAGCUCCCUUGGCCCGAAAGUGAGACGAGCACCGCAACCCCAUAGUCGCCUUUGACUGGACUUAACCGUCCAGGGGUCCUUUACCUAGAGGUGGGGUUCUAAGAUGGUCUUCCCACAAACCACACUCUUGGUCCAGCAGUGUGCAUGACACACAUGCACCCUUAAAAUAUAAGCAGGCAGAGGGGGAAGGUGGCUGCCAUCUUGAAUUUCCCAUAAUGCCCUGGGAGGGAUGCUACAUAACUGCACUUGGUUAUGUCUCAAGAGCCAAGGAGACACACAUACAACAAGGCGGCUACAGAUGAGGCAGUUAGCUCCCACUGAAGCCUUAUGUGGACCAGGAUUUUGCUAGGCUCUUCCUCCCAGUCAAAAAUUUGGUGUCCUCCAGCCAGGAAGGCCCAAAAUAAGACACAAGCAAGAAGUGGAGCCUUUUUGACAGCUUGUGGGCCAUGUUCCAGGGCCAGAGGCAGCAAGUGGAGGCAGCCACAGACCCUUAAUUUCAGCUUAGAAGGCCAUAUUCCAGCCACACAGAAGCACUUGAGGACAGUGUGGAGCAGGGCUAAGGAGGGGCAUGGCCUAGAGAGAGACCUGAGGGCCUGAUGUGAGGGCAUGGAGGGCCUGAGACUCCUGUCCCCCCCACAAGGAAGAAGCCCGGAUCUCAUCCUCACUGGGUUCCUCUGACAUGUGCAAUGUAAGAGAUCCUCUGAUAGUUCUGGGGCAUUAUGGGAAAUUGGAGCAGCAACGAGGGACAGAGAAGAGCACCAGAGAAUUUUGAGGUCCUUGCCCUCAAAACCAUCAAAUUGCCCCCCUCAAGUCUUCUCUUGUGCCAGUGAGGGAGAUUUUCGUUCUGUUGUAAAAAGCAUGCCACUUAAAUAAGUCUCCCCAUGUUUGAUCUGCUUGAAUUUUCAGAAUUGCACACAGACAUGUUUCUCUGGCGCCCAAUGGGAAAGAUUUUCCAGGCAAAGGAAUCAGCCAGCCAUCUCUCAUCUCUGAAAAUAAUGCACACAAACACACAGCCAGAGUGAACAAAAUGGCAGCCGUCUUAAUCUUUUUCUCUUCGGUUUAUAGGCUCCGCCUUCCCCUGAGGACAGCCAGCUUCUGCAAUUCUACACGGGCCAGUGCCAGACGCAUUAUACCACCCUGCUCUCAGCCAUCGAGGCGCUCCUGGCCAGCGCCGGGGCCCACCAGCCCCCGUGGGUCUUCGUGCCCCACGGGAAGUUCGUCAUCGUCACGGCGCACAAACUGGUCUUUGUGGGGGACACCGUGUCCCGCCUGGCGUCCUCUGCCACCGUGCGGGCGAGGGUGGGGGCAGCGAGCAGCACCCUCUGCCAGGCCCUGAAGGACGCCGUGCUCUCGGUCAAGGGGGCUGCCUUGCACUACCCCUCGCCGCCCGCCGCCCGGGAGAUGCGCGAGUGCGUGGCAGAGCUCUCCCGGCAAGCCUUGGCCUUCACUUCCUUGCUUGGCACCCUGGCGCCAUCUUGAAUCCCGCGUCAGUGCCGAUUCGCCACCAGCAAACUCCUGCCCUGAAGCUGUGAGACACUACGACCCCCUCCUGUGGCAAUAACUGCAGCGCUGCUUGGUUUUCUGGAACCGAGCAGGCCCGAACCUGCCCCCCGGAUAACUCAGGCCCUCACCUAAAAACAAACGUUUCCCUUGGGUUCCAGCUGCCAUCUUGUCAGGGCCUUUUAACCCCCAUGGCGUUCAGCGCCUGCAGCCAGAAGCAACGUUUAGUGACCUUCGACCCUCGGGUGCUCAGUUUCGACCCACAGAGGAGACAGCCUUGCUCGACUUCAUGACAAGAAAUGGUCCUUGUCCGUGCCAGACCUUUGCCUAUUUGCUUUCACUCCCUCGCCCUUGCACCGGCCACCAGCCAUCUUGGACGGUUUCCUAACCAAAGAACGUUCUGGACCUUCGGCCUUUGACCCAACACUGCGCAUCAUGACACCCAUUUCCCUGCUCCAGUUAGGUUUUGCUAAUUCUGACAUGGGUUCCUUCCUGAAAACAUCGAGGGUUUCUCAGAUGCCCCUCGAUAAAGAUGGUGGCUUGAGGUCGUAAGACCAAAGACACGUCUCCCCGCUGGCUCUUCAUAGACUUGACAACAGUUCUUUAAGAGUGCAAAAAAACCCCAAAACCCCUGAAUGGGAAAGGAGCUGAAGGGAGACAGAAUUGAUGGGAAAUGACCCUUGUCAUCCUGUAACAAAAGAUUCUGGAGCAAUGGCUGGAGAAAGAGGGGGGAUUGGGAGAAUGGCCAAUAUUGCUGCAGCAGAGAGGGUUAUGGGAAAUUGCCAACAGGGGCAAAAGAAAACAAAAUGCAGAGAGGCAGCCAAAUGUGAAAAGAAGCAAAUGAAUCUGGGGCAGGAAGGAGGAAGCUGAGGGUGAACAGGAAACGAUAAAAAAAAAGUGGACAACGGGGACGGGUCAGUAUGGACACUAUUACGAUGCACAGUGUGAACUAGCAACACAAAUAACUGGUCAGGGGGGUUAUUGAGCCACUGCUAGGUCAGCGGAAUAGAGCCAGCACCUGGAAGGGGUCAGUAAUCUUAAUAAUAGAAGUCCUUCAGCUUGAUCUAUGGAUUCAUUCCUCAGGUUUGUUGUCUUCCUCUGAAAAACCCCCCUCUAGAUAUUGGAUAGCCGCCAGACAAUUCUGCAGUUUACAGCAUCCGGCCCCACCUGCUCCCUGCGAAGACCCUCAUCUCACUUCCUCACCAGGAAACAAGCGGGGUCAAGAAUCUCUCUCUCAGGAAAUAUUUGCCAAGUUAUUUUCUAGGUUUGAUCAUAAUAAAAAUGGGUGAAAAAACAAACACCCAUGUUGUGUUGCUUCCUUCCACAUCCUGAGUGGUUUCCCUCUCCUCUCCC
Podarcis lilfordi (Lilford's wall lizard) is the source of this 15783-nucleotide messenger RNA. The record is from the annotation of a GenBank genome assembly. NCBI's taxonomy places the organism in Eukaryota, Metazoa, Chordata, Lepidosauria, Squamata, Lacertidae.